UGGCUCACCCCUCCGCUGAAAAAAUUUGUGACUGUAAGAACAGAAGAGAGGGGCAUUAAAAAAAAAGUGCAAGUCGUCUUAGAGGAAGAGGGGGGAGUAGGUAGGGUGGGAGAGGGGUGGGGGGCAAAAGAGAAAAGGGGGCGAAAGGGGGUGGGGAAGAGGCGAGGGUACGCAUCAAUUUGUACAGUCUUCAGUUGGCACCCCUGUAUUUUUCCUACAACGAAUAGCAAGAGAUUUCCUCUGCAUUAUUGUUAUGAUCGGAGCCCGUUGCAAUAUGAGCCAGCACGAGUCUCUGUUGACAGACGACCGGGCUCUGAGGUGUACGUGUCAGCGUGCAACAUAAAACGACAAAACAGGGAGAGAAAGGAAAAGAGAGAGUGAGAGGAGUGGGAGCACGCAUCGCUGGAUAUUAUAGGUUUUGGUAGCUCUCCUCGUGUAGUACAGCCCAGUCAGUAAGCAGCUGGAACCAGUUCAGUCCCUGCAAUGGCUUGUGUUGUAAAAUGGACGUUGUAAAGAAGAAAUAAUGAAAACAAGGACACACAAAGAAUCGAUGCCCAUGCGCAGUGGGCGACGGCGGGGGGCAAGUGAGGAAAGAAGGGGCAGACGCCCGCACCCCAGCCCCUCUCGCCCUGAACGCAACGACAGACAGACGCAAAGAGGUGCUGGUGAGGAAUUGGCUGGAAAUCGCUUCAGUCGCAGAUCACAAGGGCAUGAUUCAUCAGAGAGUGAGGGGGAGGAACUUGUGUCUCCUCCAAAGAGGCAGAAAGUUCAGGAUUCAGCCCCUACUCCAAUUCCUCCAACAUCAACACACUCGACUGACAGCUCAGCUCCUUCCACUGUCCCACCUCCAACCUCAGUUGCCAGCCAAUCCCGUGAGAGUGACAAUGAAGAUGGCCAAUCUCAGGGCAGCAGGAGUUCAGUUGUAGGGAGCCUGGCCAAUAGCAGUAGCAGUCUGAGCAGCGGGAGAGAUAUAGACCAGGACAAUCGUUCCUCAUCCCCAAGUCUUUCCGCUUCCCCUUUGGGCAGCCUGGACUCUGACUCUGAUGGCCCCGAUUCACCAAAGCAAGGAGACCGGGAGAAAGGUAAAGAGGGGGGCGCAGGGAAGGUGACAGGAGAGGAUAGGAGAGUGCUGCGGGAGGGGAGGGGUGAGGAGCCCUGUGGAGAUGGAGAAAAGCGAGAUGUGGAUGCAAGAAUUGAGGACUGUCCAUCUCUUAAGCCCCCCUCCACUCCCUGCUCUUCCUCUGGACUGACUCCCUCUCUCCGUGGAGCAGGAGAUUCAUCAAAUGACAGCAAUAGUGGGAGAAAGUCAUAUUUCUCCCUGGACUCUAAGCUGAUGUGUAAAGUUGAGUACAGUGGACCGACCAGCGUUGAUGCUGCGCUAAGCAGCAGAAUGACUUGCAAAGCCAGCACACAGUGCGUGACCAAGACAACUAUCUCCGGAGGAGAUUAUUCCCAUAACAGCCCCAACAUUCCCCAUUCCCUGCCCCCUCCACUUCCUCCUCCACCUGCCCUGAAGCCUUUGGAGCUUGGGGCACAAAACAUGCCUACUGAGGUUAAGGCAGAAAGAGACAAAAUGGAAAAAGGAGACAAACUUCUGGACAAGUCUCAGUCCACUCCACCUUCUCUGUUGCCACAGACUGGUCCCCAGCCUCAGUCCCAGUCUCAGCCUCAGACCCAACCCUCCUCCCACCCUCACCACUACAGCUCCACCGGCUGGCAGGGUGGCACGGCAACUGGUUGCCAGGCUAGCUGGGGCUACACCCGUUACCCUGGCAACCACCACCCACACCAACCACAGCACCAGCCCCCAGUUCAGCAGCAGCAACUUCCCUCCGUUUACAACCCUCCAUCCUCUCGCCACUCCUCUUCCCACCCCUCUUACCUCCCCCACCCUCACCCCCACCCUCACAGGGAGUACCUUCCCAGGUAUGCUGGAGGGGGAGGAGACAGAGAGAGGGGGGGUGCAGGAGAGAGGGAGAGGGGAGUGAGGGGGGAGUGUGGGGGGAGGGAGAUCAACCGGGAGUUCUCCGCUCCGAUUGGCAACAGUAGUAACAAUAGCAGCGGGGCAAAUAGUAACAGUCCUUGUGGUGGGAUGGGUGGGCCCAAUAGCAUCCAAGGCAGAGACUUUGGAGCGCUGUCAGUCAGUCAGAACAGGGAAUUCCAAGGUUCUGGGAGAGAUGGACCUAACUUGGGGCCAGAAAGAAGAGACUUUGCUCCGGCUUUCAGAGACAGGGAGCGUGAAAGGGAGCGUGAAGGAGGAAGGGAGUUUAAUCUGCCAAACCAAAACCAGAGUAGAGACUUUGGCCCCAGUGGAGCCAGUGGGGGGCAUCCCAGAGACAAAGAUGGGAGCAGAUGGGGUGAGUUUGGGGGCCAGACGAGAGACGUUGUGGGGAGCAGUAACCCUAACAACAACUCCAUCCCACAGGGAAACCCCCCAAGUUCAACCAGCGGGCUACCUGUCACCCCCAUGCUGAACCGUGACCCACCUGCAUCUCCCCAAAACAAUCCCAGUCACACUACUCAUCCUUCCCUGCCGCCACACCCCCACCCACAUCCCCCAAACUCAUCGAACCGGGACUUACCUCCUCCCAUCGACCAGGCACAAACGCCCUCCUCUGGGGCGGAUCACUUUCACAGGGAGUAUCCACCCACCGGAGGAAAAGACUUCCCUGCUGGUGCACCUCCUUCCACUGGUACAAAUCGGGAGUACCUAAACUCCCCUGGAGUAACUCCUAACCUGGGACGAGAGUAUUCAGGGCCCGGGGGAACGCAGCACCCCCACCCACCUCAUCCCCACUACCAAUCUGGGCCUAGAGACAGAGAGAGAGACUCAAAUCUGCGAGACACUUCUCUAUACCAAAACCGUGGAGGCCCAAGUCAACCCCCUGCACUCUCUCCUUCCUCCUCUUCUAGCCAUCACGGACACCCUUUGAAUGCUCCUUAUCCCCCUCCACCCCCUCAGCCCCCUCUACCCCCACCUCAAGCCUCCCACACCCAACCACCCCCCUCAGGAAUGGCACCCAAUGUACGUCCUCCACACUACCAGUCUUCUGCCCAGACUCCUCCGACACCCCUUUCUCCUUUACCCAGCCCAUCUACCAAUCAGAUGGGAGCUUUCUCAUCUUUUCCCCCUGGCUCCUCCUCUGCAGCCAGCAUGCCGCUUCCAGCGACAGGUGUGUCAUCUAGCUGUUCGCCUGGAUGCCGCCCUUCCUCUUAUCAUAGCACUUUGAACAACCACCCUCCUUUCAGUGGAUCUUACCACUCUAACGGAAACAACAGCAGUACUAUGGCCAGCAGCAGCAGCAACAGUAGCGCACCCAACAGCAGCAAUACCAAUCCACAGUCACUCUCGCCUCAGAAUGUCUCAAAGGGACCUCCACCCCUUAGUAACUCCGCCAGCAGCAACAACAAUGGCAUCUCCACACCUGCCUCCAGUUCUUCGCUCCCUGGUGGAGACGGACAUUCGGAUUCAGGCCCGCCUCCUACACCGGUCAUUAAGGAAGAACCAAUAGAAGACAGGGAAGAAAGUGAAAGCCCACAACCUGUGAUGAGAAGCCCCUCGCCUGAACCAAAACCUGUAGACAUUCCUAUCCACGCCAGCCAGUCAGCACGGUUUCACAAGGUCCUCGACCGCGGCAGUGGGAACUCCUGCGCCCGCAGCGAUGUCCUCUUUGUCCCCCUGGAUGGCUCCAAACUGUGGAAGAAGAGGAAUGAGAUGAUUGAAAGGGCCCGCAGGGAGGUGGAGCAGAGAGCCCGAGACCUGCGAGAGAAAGAAAGGGAACGAGAGAGGGAGCGCGAGCGUGAGAGGGAGCUCGAUCGGCAUCUACAGCAGCAAAAGGAUGCCAGCGCUGCUGGAGGAGGUCGCCAGGGCUCCUCACUCUUCUUUCCUUCCUCAACCUCGAUCAUCCUCGACCCUUCGUCUUCUUCCGCUUGUUCCUCGGGCAACCCCCAUCCUCCUCCUCAUCCACAACAUCAUCACUCACAUCCUCAUGCUCACCUUCCUCCGACACACCAUCUCCACCCUACUCUCUCCCACUCUAUCCCCCACUCCCUUCUCUUACCAUCCAUGGGUGGGUCACCAGCAGUGGUUGGCGGCCCUCAGGGGGCCCUGGGAAUAGGUUUAGGAGGACCAUAUUUAGGCCCUGACACCCCAGCGCUGAGAACUCUGAGUGAAUAUGCUCGCCCCCACGCUAUGUCUCCACUUGGGGUGGCAAGUCGUGCCCCGGCACACCACCCACAAGUUCAUCAUGGUCAUCCCCACGUCCACCCCUCAUUCUUUCUUCCUCAGUUUCAGAAUCAUGCUUUAGCUCACCCACACCACUUGCCCACUGAUGCAGCUACUGCAGCAGCCAUCUUGGGAUUUUUGUAUGGUGGCAGCCUGGAAGGUGGUCCAGGUGUUGGUGGUCACCCGGGAAUGGCAGGGGGCCCAGUACCUGGAGGGAUUGGGGGUGCAGGAUUGGGAGGUGUCGGCUUUCCUCAUGCAAUGGCUGCACACCGAGAUCGGAUAAAGCCAGGAUUUGAGUUUAAGAGUGAUGAGCGGGUUUACCCACCAGGGUCUAUACCUGAUCCUGCAGUUCUUGCUCAUUCACAUUCACAUGCUCACGCCAGUGCCCAUGCGCAUGCACACUCUCUGCUCCUUGGAGGCAGUGCAGCGGGCAGUAAUGAGGUAUCAAUCUAUGGCACUCCGCCUCCACCAGCUCCACUUGGCCCACCUCACCUCCAGAACCCAACUCUGGCCCCUGUAACUCGACCUCCCAACCCUCCUGCUCCACAGUCCCUGUCGAAUCCACCCCCUUCAUCUCUGCUCCCACCCACACUCCCCUCUCACCCUUCAUCUGCUCCCCCGGCUCCCCCAGCUGCCUCUGCCGCUCCUCCCCCGGCUCCUCCUCAACCUGCCCCACCGACCUCCAACGCUACCUCACUUCACCACCCUGUCCCCCAUUCUUCCUUUCUCGGCUCCCUGUCCUCUCAUCAGCCACCAGCCCCUGCCCCGGCCGCUGCCCCUGAGACCUACCCCACUCCCACUCGCUCUCCUGCCUCUUACGAGCGAGAACGGAGUGGAGAAAGAGAGCGGGAGAGGGAGAGGGACAGAGCAGCUCUGCCGGCCUUUGGGGACAGAGAGCGAGAAAGAGAGAGGGAGAGAGAAAGGGGAGGAAGUGUUGGAGGCGGAGGAGGAGGAAGCGGAGGAGGGGGAGGGGGAAGUGGAGCCAGUACAGGUGGAGGAGGUGGAGGAGAGAAUCUGGGGCGUCUUCAGAUGCUAAAUGUGACGCCUCAUCAUCACCAGCAUUCACACAUCCACUCACAUCUUCACCUGCACCAGCAAGACACAGCGGCGGGCGGGGUUCACCCCCUGAUGGACCCGUUGGCAUCGGGGUCUCCAUUGGCACGCCUCCCUUACCCAGGAGCCACACUAGGCACCCCUAUCCUGGCACACCCCCUCACUGACAGCGAGGUGCUCCGCCAACAGCUGUUCGGUGAGGAGAAGGCUCCUCGUCCAUGUACUAGUGCUCCUUUCCGUGACUUGCCCCAGCCUUCCUCCCUCACCGGCCCUAUGUCUGCAGCCCAUCAGCUCCAGGCCAUGCAGCAGGCCCAGAGCGCAGAGCUGCAGAUCCAGAGACUGGCCCUGGAACAGCAGUGGAUCCAUCAUCAUCACCACCACUCCCUCACCCAGGAUGAGUAUUACAGUCACCUGAAGAAAGAGAGCGACAAGACCCUGUGAGGGAGGGGCACCAACAAACAGCAGCAUGGAGAAAAACCAAGGGAGAGUGUGCGCAAGAAGAGAACACAUACAGCGAAACAAAAAAAAGCACUGAAGACUCCGAACAGAGGUCGGACUCGUGGACAGGGAAAUCGCAGAAGGAAACGAGAAGAUUUUGAAGGAUUAACAAAAGAGGGAGGAGGGCGUGAAAACCUUGCACAGAGUCCCCGCGAACGGCACCAGACUCCAGCGCUUUCCUGCAUAAUGUUGUUUUGUAUUGUGCUCUGUACAGUAUAUUAGAUGGGGGCAGCAAUAGUGAAGUACAGUAUAUGUAAAAUACUUGAUGCCAGAAGGAAUGUGUACAUGAGUCCCUUUUAUGUCAUUGCAUGUAGCUAUAGGCGCUUAUUCUGAACUGGUGGAACUUUUGGUUCUAUUUUUAGUAAUUACCCCCUCCUUUGUAUCUGAGGGGCGUUCAAUAUGCAUGAGACCAGCAUUUUAGUGUUCUGUUAUGUUUACGAUCAAUAGCAUUGUUAUAAUGAUUAAUGUUGUCCGUUUGUUGAUAAUGAUAUAAUUAUAUAUACAGCACAUAUUAUUUGUAUUAUUUUUUUACAUUUUCAUGGUAUGGCAGUCAGUUUUUAUUUUUUACGUUCAAUUUAACUUGUGAAACAAGAUGCAAAGGAAGGCAAAAAAAUCUGGAAAUAAAUUAUAAUCUUUUUUUUUUGCUAGUU
Molecule: messenger RNA, 6426 nt
Organism: Maylandia zebra (zebra mbuna)
Lineage: Eukaryota; Metazoa; Chordata; Actinopteri; Cichliformes; Cichlidae
Source: RefSeq, a predicted model, not a curated record